Molecule: messenger RNA, 750 nt
Organism: Cladocopium goreaui
Lineage: Eukaryota; Dinophyceae; Suessiales; Symbiodiniaceae
Source: the annotation of a GenBank genome assembly
GCGAGCUGGUUGUUGCGAAACGCAAGCGCGAUGACUUGAUUGCCGACCUCAAAGGAAAGGGCUUCAAGCCCUACAAUCAGAUUUUUGGACGAAGUCGGUUUGCAGAGGAGGAUGAAGAGCCAAGUGGCCUGCACUCAGCAAAAGAGGGCAAGGAACCCAAGAGCGGCUUUGACUACUUGCUCGGCAUGCCGAUUUGGUCCCUGACAUGGGAACGCGUGGAGGAUCUCAGGAAACAGCUCAAAGAGAAGACCACGGAGUUGACCGAUUUACAAAAUACAACUCCCGAGGCCUUGUGGGAAAGAGACUUGGACGUGGUCCUGUCCGAGCUUGAUCGAAUGGAUGAAGAGGAGGAGGAGAUGAAGAAAGAAGAGGGUCGACUCAGGUCUGGCAAGAAGACCAAGCCUACAAGGGCACCCAAAACAAAGGCCGCAAAAGGCAAAGCGAAGGAUGAUGGGGAAGAUGCUCCCAUGGAACCAGAUGAAGAAGAAGAUGACGAAGAGGAGCUUCCCGCCCCAAAAAAGCAAAAAGGGGAAGAGAGCAGCACUGAGCUCUUGGCACGUCUCAAGGAGCGACAAAAGCAGAGGGCUUCGCUUUUGCGCUGAUGGGGCAGAGCUGACAGCCAUGGCUUUCGACCCAUGGAAUCGCAAGCUUUGAUGGUAUGGUCAUUAUGUCAUUAUGGUCGGGAGAAAAUCCUCUUGGAAGAUUUGUGAGUGAUGUUCGAAUUCUCUUCGGAUCACUCAAAAGACCUUG